AUUGUGUCUCGAGCAGCCGGUGGAGCGGAGUAGCUGUUAGCAGUUAGCAGUUAGCUCCCCCUCUCUCUCUCUCUCUCGGUGUGUUUUAUUGUAAGCAGGCGCGAGCGAGCAGCGAUGUCGGGCCGGUCGGUGCGCGCGGAGACCCGGAGCAGGGCCAAAGAUGACAUCAAGCGGGUCAUGGCGGCUAUUGAGAAAGUACGAAAAUGGGAGAAGAAAUGGGUGACGGUCGGCGACACGUCUUUGCGAAUCUACAAAUGGGUGCCUGUGAUGGAACCCAAGACUGACGACAAGAACAAAAACAAAAAGAAAGGCAAGGACGAUAAGUACGGCUCGGAAGUGACCACGCCGGAAAAUAGUUCCUCACCUGGAAUGAUGGACAUGCACGAUGACAACAGUAACCAGAGCUCCAUCGCUGACUCGUCCCCCUUAAAGCAGGAGACCAGUAACAACACCAGUCCCACCCCUGAACCGGCAGCUCAGAGCGACGGCGGCGAGGCCAAGAGCGAGCAGUUUCCCAGCAAACAGCUUUCGUCCGGUCAGGACAGUAAGACGGGACAAAAUCACUCCUCAUCAGAGUCCACCACCGCCAAGAGGGAGAGCAAGUCACAGGGCGAGCAAGAACAUCUUACAGACACCUCCAAAGCUUCUCAGGAUAUGGAAGAUGGUGCUCCUUCUAGCAAGAAAGGCAAACUGGACUCUUCAGAAGCCAACUAACUGUCUGUGUUUGCCAACUGUUACACUCUAGUGAUCUCCCUUUCAUCUCUCUGUAUUCCUUCAGUUCUUCUGACUCCGGACACGAGCUGUAAGCGUAUCGGUUCAUCUGAUUCCCGUCACUCUCACAAGCGCUUCUGUUUAUUUUAUUAUUAUCAUUAUUAUUAUUAUUUGCAGUCGCUUUUCAGUACAGAAAGUGGGCGGAGCUGGAGACGCCGGAGUUCUUAUCGCACUGAUCCUAGAACAGCUCACACAGUCUAGACAGACACGCUCAGCCACUUGACCAAAGUAUCUGGACACCGCUUCUCAGCCUCGGGGCAGUAGUUCAGAGAGGGCUCUUUCCGGUCUAGUGCGGUCCAUAAGCAAGGUUGAUGUGAAGGAUCUCCAGUGGCCAGCCAGGCCUUUCAUCAACGUGUGCCUGCCCUCAUUAACACCCUUCCUGAACAGUGAGGCUGUUAUAGCUGCAAAAAGAGUCAGGCGUCCACAUACUUUUGGCCAUUCAGUGUAUUUCUCAUGUCUUUUUUUUAUUAUUAUCAUUCGCAGUCGCUCUUCAGUACAGAAAGUGGGCGGAGCUGGAGACGCCAGAGUUUUUAUUGCACUGAUCCUAGAACAGCUCGCUCGGUCAUUUCUCUCAGCCACUUGACCCUUCCAGCCACGCCCAUUUCUAAAUAAAAUUCAUUCCACUCCUUACAUUUUGGGGCAGUAGUUCAGAGGGGGCUCUUUAAGCACGGUCCAUAAGCAAGGUCCGUCUAGGUUGAUGUGAAGGAUCUCCAGUGGCCAGUUGCGAGCCAGGCCUUUCAUCAACGUGUGCCUGACCUCAUUAACACCUUUCCUAAACAGUGAGGCUGUUAUAGCUGCAAAAACAGGUGUCAGGUGUCCACAUACUUUUGGCCAUUCCGUGUAUUUCUCAUGUUUGUUUUGUUUAUGAUUUGAUUUUGGUCAGGACGGUGAACACACUGUAAGUAAGCAGCGCUGAACUCGAUUGGUUUUGCCGCCGUACCGUGCCGUGUCGAAUAGCUUAGUCCGACAGUCCGGAGUGAGUGGUGCUAGUCCCAGAUUACAGACUGUAGCUCGUAGCGUACGUCCCGCUCGGCCGUGUGCCUUGCGAUAACUAGAAGCUCGAUCAGCCUCGUUCUCACGCGUCCCUCGAACGUCCCUCGACCCCCCCAUCCGAACACGUAUUAUAUCAUUACAACAAUUUAUUUUCCACAGUGGCAGUUCUCCGACUCUCCGAUCGUACUCAUCCGAUUCAUCAAGGAUCCGUCUCUCUCUGGCGAGCGCCUGCCGUCAGGUCUCCGUCUCGUGGCAGCCCGGAGAUAAAAAUAAUAAAAGAAAAUAAAACAAGAAAGUGAUUUUCAUUAGACGUGAACAGGCAGGUUAGCUAGACAGCUGAGCAAAUACCUCAUACGCAGACCAGCAGUGCUGGCGUACAAACACUAACUAGAUAUGACUUUUAAAGAAACGAGAAAAAAAAUCACUCGGAUGUGUCCGCUUGCGAAAAUGUGUAUAUAUUUAUACAGCCGUUAUUUUACUUUGAUUUCUUUCUUUCUUUUUUGCACCAGUUUCUUUUUUUGCCAAAGUUUCCACCUUUUUGACGAAAACGUAAUUCAUUGGGACCAUUUUUAUUCCACUCUGCUUUAGAAAUGUUGUGUACAGAUUUAUGGUUGUUUCAUUUAUUUAUUCCACAUGUAGGUUUUUUUUUGGGUUUUAUAAAAAAAAUAAAUGAAUUUUCUUUGAAUAA
Trichomycterus rosablanca is the source of this 2452-nucleotide messenger RNA. RefSeq names its product BAF chromatin remodeling complex subunit BCL7A (gene bcl7a). NCBI's taxonomy places the organism in Eukaryota, Metazoa, Chordata, Actinopteri, Siluriformes, Trichomycteridae. The record is from RefSeq and is a predicted model, not a curated record. The transcript has 6 exons. Bases 115 to 714 code for a protein of 199 amino acids.